Messenger RNA from Xyrichtys novacula (pearly razorfish), 9917 nucleotides. Lineage: Eukaryota; Metazoa; Chordata; Actinopteri; Labriformes; Labridae. The record is from the annotation of a GenBank genome assembly.
ACCGCCCCCACCCAGUCCAAGCUCCUCCCCAACUCUAACAAUGUUAGAGCAACCUAGGAAAAGAGUGAGAGUGAGAGAGAGAGUGUGUGGGAGAGAAAGAGGCGGGGAAGGAAAUCUGCAAUCUAUCACAACAACUGGAUUGAGUGUCUUCAGACUUCCUCUGCAACCAUGGGGCUUGGAGUAAGUAUCGAACUCUGUCACAUAUUUUGGUUUUAUUUGUAAGUGUUUUUAGGUCAGACUUGUUAUGAUCUUCAGUUUUUGGACUCAGACCAAGUUACUGUUGACAGUUGGGGAUUGCCUAAAGCUCUUUGUCCUGAAAUCUCCUGUGCAGCAUGCAUUUGAAGGGGCCUCAGCAACCCCUUAAACUUUUCCAUACUGAGAGUUGUUUGAGCAUAUUUCCUCUGAGAUUACCUAAAACAGAGGUUGCAGCAUGUUUCAUAACAGCACUGUUGGCCUUGUUUGCGGUUUGUAGUAAUGUCACGAGAGAGGAAGUGUUUUUAUUGUGCUCAGUGACAUGCACAAGCUUAUCAUAUUUCACUUUCUUUAAUCCAGAGCGCCAGAGAUGAGUAUCACUUGGCUGCAAUGUCAGAUGGAGGAAAAAUGGAUGAUCUGCAUCUGGUAAGUGCACAAAAAAAAAAAAAAAAAAACGGUAUGUCCCAGUGCAGGGCCGGAAACAAGUGUAUGAAUCACUCUCUUGUCUCAUGAAAAAUCCCCUCUCAAUUACCCUCACACACUCUCUUUGUCCAUAGGAUGAUCACAAGCUGUCCCCGGAUGAAGUCCUCAAAAAGUAUGGGACUGACCUCACCCAUGUAAGUAUGCGCUGUUUGUCAGUCAGUCAGUGAAGAUCCUUGAAGUCUACUGCACUCACCCCAGUCACAGGGGAGAUGCUGGCCUGACUUUUUUGAUCUUUUGAGGAUCGCAAGUGCAGCGAUUAGCAUCAUUUAAAUCUACACUGAACUGUCCCAGUGUUUAGCAUCUUGAACUUGAACACAAAGAAGAAUAUUGUGAGCCUCCAGGAACGUGAAUGUGGUUUCUCCCCGAGGUAUGUUUGGAAUGGCUCUGGCCUGUUGUCAGGUCCUUAAACCUUGACCCUAAAGUGAGGAUGGGUCAGGAAACCUUACGUCAUUGCUCAGAGCUUCUUAGUGGCUGACAAGAAAAUAAUCCAAGAGGGCGUCCCAUUGGUCCAUGACUUUUGGUGCGUCCACCUAUCAAACAACUCAUUACAGUUUAGGUCCACAAAAUCGUGUCAUGUCAUGUCAUAUUGUGCCGUAUCAUUUCAUAAUGUAUGGCAUCUUAUCGUAUUAUGUUGUAUCAUCUUUUCAUAGCAUAGCGUAUCAUGUUAUUUUACCAUAUAGCAUCCUAUCGCUAUGUAUUGUGUAAAACGUAACGAUCACAUCCAUCCAAUUGUAUCAGAUCAAAAUGACCUUAGUGAUCAUAUUGUAUUGUAUCUUAUCAUGUAAUGACUGUAUUGUUUUGUAUCGUAUCCAACAUAAUGAUCGUAUUUUAUUGUAUUGUAUCAUAAUGAUCGUAUCGUGUUGCACUUUGUCAUCUUGUACUGCCUUGUUUUGUUUUCCAUCGUAACUUAUCAUAGUGUAUAGCAUUGCAUCGUAUCUUAUGCUGCGUUCAAGUUACCUCAGAAGUCCGAGCUGAAAAUGACGUCACACCCAAGUUACUGGCGUUUCAGUUAUCAAGUCGAAAUAUAUAAGCAAGGACAAGACAAGCACUAAAAUAACUUUUUUAGAUGUAGCCAUCUUGUUUUCACCUCCGAUUUUGCUUUUUUCCGACUUGGUAACUGAAAUGCUGGGAACUCGGGUGUGACGUCAUUUUCAGCUCAGACUUCCGAGGUAACUUGAACACAGCAUUAUUAUCCAAUUGUUAAGUUCUGUAUCUUUUUGUGUUGUUAUGUAUCACAUUGCAAUUUUGUGUCCUUUCUUUUUUAAUUCAAAAAUCAUCCCUCACCUUAUAUUUUUGUGUCUCUGUUCAGGGUCUUUCCAUUCUGAGAGCAAAAGACAACCUGGCCCGUGAUGGCCCAAAUGUGCUCUCACCUUUUCCUACGACUUCUCCAAUUCUCAAGUUCUUUAAGCAGGUAAAAGUCGUCUUUCAGUAAAAAAUCAACACACCUCUUUUGUAUAUUCAGAUGGUAAAAAAAUCACUCUCUCAAUUUUUCUUGAUUCUAGCUCUCCAGUUGUUUCUCCAUUCUGCUCUGGGUCAAUGCCAUUCUUAGCUUCCUUUCUUAUGCUGGCGAGCUUGCCUUCAUAGAAGAACCCACCAAUCACAGCGUAAGGAAGCUUCAAAUGUACAAUUCAAACUUACAACACAUCAGCGAAUGAAUAACUGUUUGUUCUUUCUUGCUGCAGCUGUACUGGGGUGUUUUUCUCAUUGCAAUCAUCAUCUUCUCUGGUUGCUUAUAUUGUUACCAAGAGGCCAAAAGCUCCAGGAUUACGGACUCCUUCAAGAACCUGGUCCCACAGGUGUUUUUUUCCCCACCAUUUUUCCCCAUAUAUGCAACCCUUGCCAAAGGAGCUUAUUUUUGAGUCCCUUGUUUCCAAAUUUGUCCCACAGCAAGCUGUCGUUAUCCGUGAUGGUCAAAAGCUGACCAUCAAUGCGAAAGAGGUGGUUGUGGGAGAUCUGGUGGAAGUGAGGGGCGGAGACAGGAUCCCUGCAGAUCUUAGAAUCAUCUCUGCUCAUGGCUGCAAGGUUUGUAUCUUGAAGACUCGCUAUAAUCUUUAUGUCUAUAUUGAUAUGUGCCAGGGAUCCUUCCGGAAGGACAACUUCACCUUGAAAUGUUACCAAAAGCUAGAGUUUUGUCCGAGGGAGCAGCCCUCAAGUAGUUUCAAUACUAAAGUCACUCAAUGGUGUCUAAUUCUUGCUUGACUUCUACACUUUCAGAUCGACAACUCCUCUCUCACUGGUGAAUCUGAGUACCAAAUUUGUACUCCAGACUUCUCCAGUGACAACCCUUUGGAAACCAGGAACAUUGCUUUCUUCUCCACCAACUGUGUUGAAGGUAGAGAACUAUCAACACAAAUUUGCAGAGUCAAAGCAAUUUGGUUUCAAAUUUUUAAGCCGCUUUGCAACCUCCACCCGUGCUCAUUCGUUUUCUUCUGUGUCUGAUUUUACCAGUGUCAUGUGCAUUACCAUCGAUGCUUGCUCUGUUUGUUCAGUAACCUAAGGGUCUUUGCUGCUGCUCACCCUGCCUUGGCUUUUACAGAUGCACAUGAAACAGAAGGAAGGUGUUCCGCACUCGCCUCUGGCUUUGGCAUUCCACCUACAGAUUUGGAAGGGCUGGAGCUCUAAUAAAACCAUCCAUCCAAAUUUAACAUACCGCAUGAAAGUGAUCAAUUCUAUUUGCUGAAAAUGGUCCUGACUAAAUAACUGAGACAAUGUUCCAACAUUCUCUAGGUACUGCCAGAGGUAUUGUCAUCAAAACUGGGGACCGUACCGUCAUGGGUCGUAUCGCCAACCUCGCCUCCAGUGUUCAGGGCAGGCAACCCCCCAUUGUUAAUGAGAUCCGGCAUUUGAUUAACAUCAUCAUUGGCAUGGCUGUCUCCAUUGGUAUCAUAGUCUUUCUCGCCUGCUUCAUCCUGGGGUACUCUUGGCUGGAGGCCAUCAUCUUCCUCAUUGGUGUCAUUUUUGCCAAUGUGCUAGAAUGUCUCCUGGCUACUAUCACUGUGAGUUCUGGCGCCAAAUUUUUAGAGUUUUUGAACAGGAUACAUGGAAGUUUAAUUAAUUAUAUGGAAUUGAUGUUUGGCUCUAGGUGUGUCUGACUCUGACUGCAGAGCGUUUGGCCAAGAAGAACUGUCUGGUGAAGAGCCUGGAAGCCGUGGAGACCCUGGGAUCCACCUCCAUCAUCUGCUUUGAUAAAACCGGCACCCUGACCCAGAACAGGAUGACUGUUGCUCACAUGUGGUUUGACAACCAGAUCCAAGACCCAGAAACAGCCGAGAACCAGAGCGGGACCUCCUUUGACAAAAGCUCAGCCACCUGGUCCGCCCUGUCCAGGGUCGCUGGACUCUGUAACAAUGCUGUCUUCCUGGCUGAUCAGAGCAACGUCCCCAUCAUGAAGGUGAGAAUCUACCAGCCUACAAAGCUCUCCUGUUUGCUUCACUUCACCUAUUCUGAUCAUCACAAAGGUGUCUAAAUAAUUCACCAGUAGAGGAGGAUAUCAAUAACAUCAGCUCAAAGUGUCACGCUGUCUUCCAGGCCGAGUUUGGAUAUGUCAGUUUGUCUCUUUUCCACAGAGAAAUACAGCUGGUGACGCCUCAGAAGCCGCCCUGCUAAAGUGUAUCGAGCUAUCCUGUGGACCAGUCAGCACCAUGAGAGACAAAUACCCCAAGAUUGCUGAGAUUCCCUUCAACUCCACCAACAAAUACCAUGUACGCAUCCUGGCAACAUCUCCUUUGGCUCUGUUUUGCCAUAGUUUUUUGCUUGAGAGAAUACCAUCACUGCAGACAUGAAUGACAUAGAUAUUAAACUGCAGUACCUUGUCCCAUAGCUUUCUAUCCAUAAGAACACAACACCAAGUGGAAGCAAGCACCUGCUGGUCAUGAAAGGAGCCCCGGAGAUAAUUUUGGAUCACUGCUCCGGCAUCAUGAUUGGGGGUACAGAGCAGACUUUGGAUGCCAAGAUGAGGGAUGCUUUCCAUAAUGCGUACGUCAGGCUGGGAGGACUUGGAGAGAGAGUGUUGGGUAUGAAGUUGUGGCUUCACACUUACGUCUUGACGACAUGGUGAAGAAAUCAGACCCCUGACCGGCUUUUCUUUCCUGCAGGUUUCUGCCACUUACAACUGCCUGAUGACCAAUUUCCAAGGAACUUUGUUUUUAACACUGAAGAGGUGAACUUCCCCACUGACAACCUGUGCUUCAUCGGCCUCAUGUCCAUGAUUGACCCUCCUCGUGCUGGUGUGCCUGACGCUGUUGGCAAGUGCAAGAGCGCUGGAAUCAAGGUAUGAAACUGAAGUCUUUUUACGUGUCCAGCCAAAGAAAGUUUCAAACGGUCUGUGUAAACCGCAUCAAAAAUUUACAUCUGAGAAACUUCCAGACAGUGCAAAUAUUUUGACCUAAACUUUCAGGUAUUUUCCAGUUACAACUCUUAAGCAACUUUUUUGCAUGAAGGAUCCACAUGCUAUGUGGGUUCCCUUAAGGUCCCCCGGCUUCCUCCCACUGUACAAAAACAUGCCUGUCAGGUUAAUUGGUCUCUUGAGAUUGCCUGUAUGUAUGGGUAUCUGUUUGUAUAUGCCAGCCCUGUGAUAAACUAAUCUGUUGAGGGUGUACCCUGCCUCUUGUCCAAUGACAGCUCAGAUACAGAACUCCCAUGACUCCAAACAAAGAAGUUGUAAAGAUAAUCGAUGUAUGAAUGGAACCUUAAUCUAAAAAACAGUCAUGGUUUUGAAAUCUUGUCUUAAUUUCUUGUCUUCAGGUUAUCAUGGUCACAGGUGACCAUCCCAUCACAGCUAAGGCUAUUGCCAAAGGUGUGGGUAUCAUCUCAGAGGGCAACGGGACAGUUGAAGACAUCGCUGCUCGCUUUAACGUACCAGUGUCAGAGGUUAACCCCAGGUCAGUUACUCACCAAAGCUUGGACCUGAGGGUUCGGCUCAUACACCUUUGUGACAGGGAGUUUUACUCAUUUAUACCCUACUUCUACCUAUUGUUUGUUGGAAAACAGCUGAUGGUCCACUGCUGUUAUGAUUUCCUUUCUAGGGAUGCCAGAGCCUGUGUCGUCCACGGCGCUGAGCUGCAAAACAUGACCUCAGAGCACCUCGACAUUGUGCUGAAACACCACACUGAAAUCGUCUUCGCCAGAACCUCUCCUCAGCAGAAACUGAUCAUCGUGGAAGGUUGCCAGAGACAGGUACGAUCAUAAAGACGCGUCCAAAGACAUCUGCUGUGGUUGAUCGUUUGUUUUUGUUAGAAAUCUUACGAGUAUCUUGUUUUCUUUCCUCAGGGAGCCAUUGUAGCUGUAACAGGUGACGGCGUGAACGACUCUCCCGCUCUGAAGAAGGCUGACAUCGGUGUUGCCAUGGGUAUCGCCGGAUCUGACGUCUCCAAGCAUGCGGCUGACAUGAUCCUGCUGGACGACAACUUUGCCUCCAUCGUCACUGGAGUGGAAGAAGGUGAGACCUGAACCUGCAGAGUUGUGGAAGCGGAGACCACAAAAAGCAUCAUGUAACUGGAUUUCCUCUCUUUUCUAGGCCGUCUGAUCUUUGACAACUUGAAGAAAACCAUCACCUACACUCUGGCCACUACCAUCCCACAGAUCGUUACCAUCGUCAUGGUCGUCUUCCUCAACAUCCCGCUGCCUCUGGCAGCCAUCACCAUCCUCUGUAUCGACCUGGGAACAAACAUAGUGAGCAUUUAGAAUUUCUCGUGCUUGAGAGAAAAUUCAUGAAAAGAUCAAAUCUGUGGCACAGCAACACAUCCAGGAAGUUAAUUAAGAUGUCAAAGUUAAGUUGUGUGUGUUGCCUCUCAGGUCCCUGCCAUCUCUCUGGCUUAUGAAAAGCCUGAGAGCGACCUCAUGAAGAGACAGCCAAGAAACCCCAGAAGAGACAAACUUGUGAAUCAGAAUCUAAUCAGUAUGGCCUAUGGACAGAUCGGUAAGUUCACCGCAUGAUGUUAGAUUCUAUUUGGUGGAUAAAUCAAAAUAACCAAUCCUUGGGAAACUGACACUUGGACUGGGAGGAACCCAUCUGAUUGAAACCAUUUCUCUUUUUUAAGGUAUGAUUCAGGCCACGGUUGGGUUCAUUGCAUACUUGGUGGUCAUGGCGGAUAACGGCUUCUUCCCAGAUUACUUGCUGGGUAUCGGAAUGCACUGGAAUGACAAAGAAGUAAAUGACGUGGAGGAUACCUAUGGACAAGAGUGGGUCAGUAUCACCUGUUUGAAUUCUGCUUUUUUUUUUUUUAAUAAUUAUCCCUCCGGGGCUUCUUUUUGUUUGUUUCCUUACGUUUCUGUGCUCAAUUCACAAACAAAGGAACUUCAAGUUAGAAACAUCAGUGAGAUUCAAUGUUUUUUCGCAGCUUAAUCUCAGUAAGUUUCAGAAGGACCAGGAUAUGACAGAGAAUAUAGGUUUGGUGGACAAGUGGAGCUUGGUGUCAUCCUUUAUAGCAAUGACAAUACGUGUGGAAUUUACAGAAGAUAAGGCAGAGAUAUAGCAGUUGAUGAUAAACAGAAGAGGACCCAGGAAAGACCCCUGGGGAACACCAGUAGUGAAAAUGGGAGUUACAGGACUUUGGUAAAACUUGGUCUAAUCCAUCAGAGUUACAUGUAUUCAGGAUUUUAUGGUAACCAUUUUCAUGUGAGCUGACAGCUUCAUCAACGAAAGGUAAAAAAGAAAACAUGUUCAGGAUUUGAAAUGUUCUCUCCAUCAGACGUACCAGCACAGAAAGAUCCUGGAGUACACCUGCCACACAGCUUUCUUUGUCAAUAUUGUGAUCAUGCAGUGGGCCAAUCUGAUCAUCUGUAAGACCAGGAGGAACUCCAUCCUGCAGCAAGGAAUGAAGUACGUAUCAAUCAGCACAGAUAGUAGCAGCAAUCACAUCAAACCAAACACUUUACAGAUAAAAUGUCGCUUUAACCAUCAAUCAAAUGCCAAAGGAAGUAAAAGUGAAUUAUUGGGGCGUAAUCAUGAUUGAAGUUGACAUCAAACAUUCAUUGUAGGCAUAUUAAAUUAUUCAAAAGUUGUUUUAAUGAUAUAUGACUGGAGGGUGAACUUUGGUUCAUGCAGUUGUAAUUAUUCUGAACUGUCUCUUCUUCUUUUAGGAACCAUGUCCUCAACUUCGCUCUGGUUGCAGAGACAAUUUUUGCUGUUUCUCUUAGUUACGUCCCGGGCAUGGACGCUGCCCUCAGAAUGUACCCUCUUAAGUAAGUCAAUACUUACUUUUUAUUAACUUAUUAACCAUACUUUUUAUUAAGUAUCCAUCUCUUUCUCAGGCUGUGGUGGUGGUUCAUUGCCCUCCCCUUCGCCCUCCUCCUCUUCCUGUACGAUGAAGUCAGAAAAUAUUUCAUCAGACGUUACCCAGGCGGUAAGACCCUUAUUGAGAUUUCCAUAUGAGUUUAGAGCUUUUAUAAAAACCUUUGUAGUUUCCUGAAAAUUUGCUAACAAAGUUAUGAACAUUCUAUAAAGUUUCCCCCCAAAAAAUUCAAUUUUUUUUUAAAUUUUGAAGUGUCCAGGAAGUUUUCUACAAGUGUGAUGUAAUAUUUCCAAGAGAUUCAGUUUGAAGUUUUAAAGGUUUUGCCCAAAAUAUUUCCAAUUAAAAUAUUUGAAUAUUCCUUAAGGAAAAAUCAUCUUAAUAUCAGUGUAAAUUCCCUUAAAUUUUCAUCAAAAUUUUUAUAAAAGUUUUCUAAAUUUGUCCACGAAGAUUCUCAACAGGAUCAGAAAGGUUUUCAAAAUCUAAAAAAAAAUAACUAAUUUUUUUUUUUUUUUUUUUUUUUUGGAAAAUUUUGAAAAAAAUUUUUGAUUAGCAGUCCAAAUUUCUUUGUUGAUUUAUUUUAUUUUUCCUUCUUGAAAAAAUUCUAGAAAUUAUUGAUUUUAAUUUCUUGAAGUUUACUAAAAUUUCCAAACUUUCCUCAAAAUACUUUUCAAACAUCCCAGAAAGUUGCAGAAAUUUUUCCCUACUUUCUGUUGAAUGUUUUCCAAAGAAAUCUCUGAGAUUUCAUUCCAUAAAAAGAAAAUAAAUCUUGAUUUUAAUUUGUUAAAUUUUCCUUAAAAAUGAUUUUUUACAAAAUCCCACUAAGUUUUGUCAUCAAAAAUUUCCAGAAAGUCUACCAAAAUUUAAUCCAAUAUUCCUGAAACUUGAAAGUAAAAAACUCCCAAAGUUUUUGAUGAAAUUUUCCCAAAAAAUUUUCCACAAAUUUUUUGUGACUGGGAUGGUUACAGUCCCUCUGGGGUGGGUCAAUGUAUUCUCAACAUGGAGGAUCAAUAUGUGUGUUCACAUUGGGCUGUUUGUGGAUGUGUGUGAUAUCUCCGUCAAAACUGCGCCCCACACAGACCAGUGAACUGUGGCAGAUGGCAGAGCCCAGAGGGAUUUCAACCCUCAACCCCUUCAUUGUUAGCUAAAGCCUCGUUCCAUUCACGGAUCUGAGUACAACCUGUAUGCAGGGCUGGCUUUAGUGCAGCUGUUUGUGUGUUCGUGUGUGUUUGUGGGUCUGCUCCAUCUGAGCCCCUCCGCACAGAUCAGUGAACAUCCCAUUUCCCAUCCAUGGUGAAUAAUUUGUUACCAACAGAGAGAAAAAACAAGUCAGAGCCACAGAUUUCCAAACAAACAGGAAUGGAUUAAAGCGGAGAACGACAAGAGCUAAAACUUUGGUGUCUGAAGUUGAAACCAUGAUUCCAGUCCAGUGAUUUUGAGCUCUCUAUGAAACACGACUUCUCCAUGUUUGGGGCCUAAAAAUAAAAUGCAGCUCUGGGCUCAGCGGAGCGCAGCCAAAAGAUGCGAAAUCACACAAGUCAAGCAUGCAAAUCUUGUCGACUUCUCAUGAAGUUUUAUGAGAUUUACAUCUUUUGGGUCAUGAGUGAGGCCUCCAGGAUGAUAUCAUCCAUCUCCCUGCCUCUUCACAAAGAAAGUCAUGGCUCUGAAUCAGGAACACGUCUGAAUCAUUGACACUAAUCAGGUCCCGUGAUUUCACCCUGCAGCCUGAAUGCAAAGUUAAAAGUCUCUGUAUGACAGCAAGAAAAUUCAGACCCUGAACAUGUUCCUAAUUCUGUCUCUUUUGGUUUCCAGGUUGUGUGGAGCUGGCGACAUACUACUGAGUCCACACAUACGCAGAGGGAGCAGUCAGUGCUUCAUUGUUAUAUCCUGCAUUUACUGGAAUAUUAGUCUGACUAAAAAAUAUAUAUAUUAAAAAAACUAACAUAAAUGAAUACAUCAAGAAGAUCUUGAUGUAUGAGUACCUCUCAAUAAAACUUUUUUUUUACCUUUUUA